Molecule: messenger RNA, 1085 nt
Organism: Cryptotermes secundus
Lineage: Eukaryota; Metazoa; Arthropoda; Insecta; Blattodea; Kalotermitidae
Gene: CCHa1
Exons: 6
Coding region: 118-720 (200 amino acids)
Source: RefSeq, a predicted model, not a curated record
UUUGGAGUUCCACAGGUGAAUUGGCAAACAGCAUCACAGUCCGAAGGAGCACGUAGAGACUUCACUUGACGAAAAACCCCCACCCCCACCCGAAAGGUGACCCAGCAAGUGGCUGAGAUGUCCUGCCUUUCUGCGCCAACGAGAGCCUCUGUCCUGGGAGUGGCUGCGAGAGUUACUGUACUCCUUCUGGUAUUUGGACUCGCAGAAUGUGCUGCAGGAUCGUGUCUCAGUUACGGCCAUUCCUGUUGGGGAGCGCACGGCAAGAGAAGUGGCAACGUGCCGGCAACAGAGGAGGUGCCAGAGGAUGGUGCCGAAGCCAUGGCGGCCAUUGCGGCGCCAGAAGACACACGAUGGUUCCUUUCCAAGCUGGUGCGGCGCGCGGAACCCAGCGGUAGGAGCAAAAUGUGGCAAAGGUUUGGAGGUCUCAGUUUACCCUCUGUUGGAGAUCGGCGGCACAAAGAGACCCAGUGGAAGAACAGUCCCUCAGAGGAAGACCCUGAUAAUGCAGGGGAAAGCGAAACCGUAGUGAGGUCUAGAACAGUUGAAAGCUCUGAAGAUGGACCAUCCGGCAUAUUGGUCCCUGCAAGUGGAGAAUACCCAGUGCAGGACAGCCAAGAUGGCGAAGUAGUCCUUAUGGCGGACGAACAAGCAAUGAGAAGGAUGCCUCAGAACUUGCGGGUCUAUAAAAUUAUGAAUCGCCAAGGAAGAAAACUGGAAUAAUAAUUUGCAACUAUUUACAAACCAAAAAAUGUAUAAUUUUAUUUAAUUUGUAAGUUAUUUCUUCGACUGAAUUACGUUAUAUAAAAUUAUAAAUUCUAUAAACCCAGUAAUAAUUUAUGUUCAAACUCUCAUCCUCAAAGUGGUCAAUAGUUUCAAACAUGUGGCCUCACUAUUACGUAUAAUAGAGUUAACAAUCCAAUUAUUUUCAUACUUCAGUACUUUUCUUGUUUCAGAAUAAAUGCAUACUUAGUGCGUCCACUGAAAUCUGUAUAUUGUAUUGUAUUUUCUGAGGGAGUACAUAAUUAAUUCAAGAAAACGUGCUUUUUAAUAAAAGUAAUGGUGAUUAUUUCACCAUUUUUAUUAUA